UUGGCCGAAACUAACACAAGUCGACGAUUUCUCUUCAAAUUAUAUUUGUUAUCGAAUUUAAACCGAAUAUUCAUUCCUAUCAUUGCUAUACCUCUUUACGCCACUUGUGGUCCGUGGUUUGUGGGCUAUGUGUUAGACGAUUACAUUGGCGUAUGUUUUGUGUGGGGAAUGAUUAUCGACGGCUCGUAUUUGCCCGGAGGUAUCACUUAUAUUCUCGGCACUUUAGUGCUGGUAUUACUCCAUACGCCGAUCACUCUAUGUUUGGCUCAUAUCAUAUACUCCCGGCGCCAGCAAUUGUACGGAACCAAUAGCACCGGUUUUGUGGCCACUUAUUGCCAUUUAAGACAUUUCUUUUUCAUAUUCUUUAUCACUUGUCACAUACUCUUUUCGUUAAACUUUUACUUCGCGUACGGAUUAAUGGCAUAUCUGUUGGGCUUUUUCAACACGUGGUCGUACGUCGUGUACAUCAUAUUAUGGCACCAAUCGGUUGGUCUGAGCGCUCACUCAUUCCCGGAACCGAUUCGUCCGAAGUAUCGAAAGACCGUAGAGUUUGACGACAGAAAAGAGACCCAAAGUCUUACGCGACCGCCGAUUAGAAAAUGACCGCACAUUUGGCCCACAAUUAUAUGAAUGGACUGUUCGGGCGAUUGUGUGAUAAGCUAUUUAUUAGUGAAACAAACAAUUUAUACCGGUUUUAGCGUUCAGUUAAAGUGUAUUUUUGUUGCCUAUAAACGGGUUAACUAUAAAGUGUACUUUUAAUUUGAUAUUUUAGUUCAAUAGUAGUUUAUAUAAUGAAAUUUAGUUUAAUUGUAAUAUUUAUUUAGUUUACUUUUAUUUAAGUAAUUAUUUAUUGAAUACAUGACUGCAAUAAUUGCAAUUAUUGUUGAUUAUAACGCGAAUACAUUGUAACGC
Medioppia subpectinata is the source of this 912-nucleotide messenger RNA. NCBI's taxonomy places the organism in Eukaryota, Metazoa, Arthropoda, Arachnida, Sarcoptiformes, Oppiidae. The record is from the annotation of a GenBank genome assembly.